Messenger RNA from Chrysemys picta bellii (western painted turtle), 3991 nucleotides. RefSeq names its product EPH receptor B2 (gene EPHB2). The record is from RefSeq and is a predicted model, not a curated record. Lineage: Eukaryota; Metazoa; Chordata; Testudines; Emydidae. Gene Ontology annotation, molecular function: transmembrane-ephrin receptor activity; ATP binding; protein binding. Gene Ontology annotation, biological process: protein phosphorylation; axon guidance; ephrin receptor signaling pathway. Gene Ontology annotation, cellular component: dendrite; plasma membrane.
AACACUAUAAUCCUCAUGGAGGGUCAUGGGUGCACGUUGCCGAGCGUGGCCAGAUUCCAUUUCAGAGCAAGCCCUCCAGUGUCUGCUGUCGGAUGCUACCUCCUAUUUGCGGCUGAUGAUCCAGAAACGCUAAUGGACUCCACCACGGCGACGGCAGAGCUGGGCUGGACAGUGCAUCCUCCCUCAGGGUGGGAAGAGGUGAGCGGAUACGACGAGAACAUGAACACGAUCCGGACGUACCAGGUGUGUAACGUCUUUGAGUCCAAUCAGAACAACUGGCUGCGGACCAAGUACAUACGGAGGAGAGGAGCUCACCGCAUCCACGUGGAGAUGAAAUUUUCCGUCCGGGACUGCAGCAGCAUCCCAAACGUUCCCGGCUCCUGCAAGGAGACCUUCAAUCUCUACUACUUCGAAUCUGACUUUGACUCGGCCACCAAGACUUUUCCCAACUGGAUGGAGAACCCCUGGGCAAAGGUGGACACCAUUGCGGCUGAUGAGAGCUUCUCCCAGGUGGACCUGGGUGGCCGUGUGAUGAAGAUCAACACCGAGGUGCGCAGCUUCGGGCCGGUCUCUAAGAACGGAUUCUAUCUGGCGUUCCAGGACUAUGGGGGCUGCAUGUCCUUAAUCGCUGUCCGGGUCUUCUACCGCAAGUGCCCCCGAGUGAUCCAGAACGGGGCCGUGUUUCAGGAGACGCUCUCGGGAGCAGAGAGCACUUCGCUGGUGGCGGCCAGGGGGUCGUGCAUUACCAACGCAGAGGAGGUGGAUGUCCCCAUCAAGCUGUACUGCAAUGGGGACGGGGAGUGGCUGGUGCCCAUUGGACGGUGCAUGUGCAAGGCUGGCUACGAAUCGGUGGAGAACGGGACCGUCUGCAGAGGCUGCCCAUCAGGGACGUUUAAGGCCAGCCAAGGGGACGAAGGGUGCAUUCACUGCCCAAUUAACAGCAGGACAACUUCGGAAGGGGCCACCAACUGCGUGUGCCGAAAUGGAUAUUACCGGGCAGACUCCGACCCCCUGGAUAUGCCGUGCACCACCAUCCCGUCCGCCCCCCAGACCGUGAUCUCCAGUGUGAACGAGACGUCGCUGAUGCUGGAGUGGACCCCACCCCGGGACUCCGGGGGCCGCGAGGACCUGGUGUACAAUAUCAUCUGCAAGAGCUGCGGCUCGGGGCGCGGCGCCUGCACCCGCUGUGGGGACAACGUGCAGUUCUCCCCACGCCAGCUGGGCCUGACAGAGCCCCGCAUCUACAUCAGCGACCUGCUGGCCCACACCCAGUACACCUUUGAGAUCCAGGCCGUGAACGGGGUCACCGACCAGAGCCCCUUCUCCCCACAGUUUGCCUCAGUCAAUAUCACCACCAACCAGGCCGCCCCUUCUGCUGUGUCCAUCAUGCACCAGGUCAGCCGGACGGUGGACAGCAUUACCUUAUCGUGGUCUCAACCUGACCAGCCCAACGGCGUCAUCCUGGAUUAUGAGCUGCAAUACUUUGAGAAGGAUUUGAGUGAAUUCAAUGCCACAGCAGUGAAGAGCCCCACCAACACCAUGACUGUGCAGAACCUCAAAGCCGGCACCAUCUAUGUCUUCCAGGUGCGGGCACGCACCGUGGCCGGCUACGGCCGCUACAGUGGCAAGAUGUACUUCCAGACCAUGACCGAAGCUGAGUACCAAACCAGCGUCCAGGAGAAGCUGCCGCUCAUCAUCGGCUCCUCCGCAGCGGGUCUGGUGUUCCUCAUUGCCGUGGUCGUCAUCAUCAUUGUGUGCAACAGAAGACGGGGCUUCGAGCGAGCCGACUCCGAGUACACUGACAAGCUGCAGCACUAUACCAGUGGCCACAGUACGUACCGCGCACCCGUGCCUGGCCUGGGGGUCCAUUCCUUCUUCGUGACUCCGGGAAUGAAGAUUUACAUUGACCCCUUCACCUAUGAAGACCCCAAUGAGGCCGUCAGGGAAUUUGCAAAGGAAAUCGACAUCUCUUGUGUCAAAAUUGAGCAGGUGAUCGGAGCAGGGGAGUUUGGGGAAGUGUGCAGUGGGCACCUCAAGCUGCCUGGCAAGAGAGAGAUCUUUGUGGCCAUCAAAACGCUGAAGUCGGGUUACACGGAGAAGCAGAGACGGGACUUCCUGAGCGAGGCCAGCAUCAUGGGGCAGUUCGACCACCCCAACGUUAUCCACCUGGAGGGGGUGGUCACCAAGAGCGCCCCUGUCAUGAUCAUCACCGAGUUCAUGGAGAAUGGCUCCCUGGACUCCUUUCUCCGGCAAAACGAUGGGCAGUUCACUGUGAUCCAGCUGGUGGGCAUGCUGCGGGGCAUCGCCGCGGGCAUGAAGUACCUGGCCGACAUGAACUACGUGCACCGGGACCUGGCUGCCCGCAACAUCCUCGUCAACAGCAACCUGGUCUGCAAGGUGUCCGACUUCGGCCUGUCCCGCUUCCUGGAGGAUGACACCUCGGAUCCCACCUACACCAGUGCGCUGGGUGGGAAGAUCCCGAUCCGGUGGACGGCGCCUGAAGCAAUUCAGUAUAGGAAAUUCACCUCAGCCAGCGACGUGUGGAGCUACGGCAUAGUCAUGUGGGAGGUGAUGUCCUAUGGGGAGCGGCCCUACUGGGAUAUGACCAAUCAAGAUGUGAUAAAUGCGAUAGAGCAGGAUUAUCGGCUGCCCCCUCCCAUGGACUGCCCCAACGCCUUGCACCAGCUAAUGCUCGACUGCUGGCAGAAGGACCGGAACCACAGGCCCAAAUUCGGGCAGAUUGUCAACACGUUGGACAAAAUGAUCCGGAACCCCAAUAGCCUGAAAGCCAUGGCACCCCUCUCCUCCGGGAUUAACCUCCCUUUACUGGACCGCACAAUCCCCGAUUACACCAGUUUCAAUACAGUGGAUGAAUGGCUGGAUGCCAUCAAGAUGGGCCAGUACAAGGAGAGCUUUGCCAGUACUGGCUUUGCCACCUUUGACGUGGUGUCACAGAUGACCAUGGAGGACAUUCUGCGAGUCGGGGUCACUUUAGCAGGCCAUCAGAAGAAAAUUCUGAACAGUAUCCAGGUGAUGCGAGCACAGAUGAAUCAGAUCCAAUCUGUGGAGGUUUGAUGUUCACACGUCCUCACACUCCUCUUCCUCAAGGCCCUUCUCCCCUUUGCCCCUGUACGUCCGAGCUCCAGUUCUUGAGUGUUCUGCAUUCACCAGAGACAGGCAGCUGCUCUAAGGAUCGUGGCAACAGGAAGCAACAUCCUGACAACAAAAAGUUGCCAAGAGCUUCUAGAAUUUAAGCAAUGGAAAAAAGGGAACAAGGAAGACAAAUAUUUUGGGAAAACUAUGAAAUAUUUUUUAAAAAUAAUAAUAAUAAAGCAUUUUCGAAAAGGGCUCUGAGAUCCACAGGAGUCUCCAAGGGAGAUAAAAGAGCAGAUCCUUUCAUUUCCUUCUUGCACAAGGCUGCUUCAGCAGGCCUCAGACACCUCUGGAGCAAAGAGACUUUGUCAAGGAGAUGAAAGCCAAGUGAAGCCACGGGAAGCGCUCCUCCUUUUCUCCCUUGGGAUGGUGACGCUGGGGACAUCCUGCAGCCAGCAGUCGUCCCCGAAAGCCCCCAGCUGGCGAAUCACGGGGGGAGAGAGAGCUGAGAAGUUCUUGCCGUGUAAUGGACCAAGCGCAUCUGUAAAGUGGCAAACUUUUGCAAAGCUGAAGAUUUUUGUAAAAUAAACAAACUGAGACGAGAAGAGUCUUUUUUUCCUGCAGAUGAGAAGGAACCUUGAACCCAUUGGGAGUGGGGGAUGGGGAAACCAAUCCUUUUUAGAGCUCUUAUUUUCUCUUGCCAUGGAACGGUUUAGUGAGUGACGCGUUUUCCAGGGGUCUGCCCAUCCAGCCCUCCAAUGGCAUCAUUGUCUCAUACAUAUCAUAUGCACAAGACUUUUAGUGAUCGCCUCACUAGUUGCCAAUGACCUUUUCUCAGAAGACUUCCCAAGUACAGUAUGUAGUAGUUUUUGAUUACAAAUGCUGACGUGUCCAUUUA